Molecule: messenger RNA, 510 nt
Organism: Arachis ipaensis
Lineage: Eukaryota; Viridiplantae; Streptophyta; Magnoliopsida; Fabales; Fabaceae
Source: RefSeq, a predicted model, not a curated record
AUGCGCACGGCAAUUGUGGAGGUGCUACCGAAGGUGACACAUAGGCUGUGUAGUUGGCACUUGGAGAAGAAUUGCUUCCAAAGGGUUAAAGAUACGGAAUUCCGAAAGGUUUUUAAGAAAUCUCUAUAUGCAAACUUCGAAAUCAGCGAGUUUGAGGAGUACUGGAAGACGUCGGUUGUGUUUCUUGGACUACAUGAUAACAGCUGGGUGCAGAGCGCGUAUAAAAUGAGAGAAAGCUGGGCAAUGGCCUACCUGAGAGGCACCUUCUGUGCGGGAUACAAGAUAACUUUGAGAUGUGAAGGGAUCAACACUUUCAUUAAGGGUUUUCUUCAAGCGACUGAUAGCAUUUUGGAACUGGUACAUAGUCUAGACCAGGCUGUUAAGGACUACUGGAAUAAUGAAGUUACGGUCCAAUUCUAUUCCACGUAUUAUAGUCCGGUGCUAACCACUGGCCUAGAAGCGAUGGAGCUAUUUGCAUCAAAGGUGUAUACACGGGCAUUAUUUAAAUAA